Molecule: messenger RNA, 6920 nt
Organism: Mizuhopecten yessoensis (Yesso scallop)
Lineage: Eukaryota; Metazoa; Mollusca; Bivalvia; Pectinida; Pectinidae
Product: potassium voltage-gated channel subfamily H member 8-like
Exons: 14
Coding region: 611-4021 (1136 amino acids)
Biological process (GO): regulation of membrane potential; potassium ion transmembrane transport
Cellular component (GO): membrane
Molecular function (GO): voltage-gated potassium channel activity
Source: RefSeq, a predicted model, not a curated record
GCGCGUGGAGCGCGCGCGCGACAUCUAUCCUAGUCUCUGGACUGAUCGGUCGGUGAUCGAUACCAUUUCGAUAUUGAAAUCAAUACACCUUCACUACUGCUGUCACCAUAACGCGGAGACACACUCGCUAGAAUAGAGGGACGAGUGUGUUGUAUCUCUGCGCUAGUGUGUUAUGAGGCGAAAUGAAUUAAAAAAGUCGUCACUGUGAUCGAGACACGAAAAACGCUUACAAUCGAUUGGAGGAAAACACAGCGCUCAUCUGUUAACGCUAAAACAGUGUGUUACCGGCAAUGGUAGACGUGAGACGUGUGUCGUUACAAUGACGGAAAUGGGUGUAGACGAGACAGACGACAAGGAUUCUCAUCACCAAAUCGUCGAAUGUCCAUAUGUCAUCUACCAUUGCUUUCAUCGCGUGUUGUACACGGCAAUGACACCUAUACAAUGCUCACCGUAGUCAGUUUUAAAUCAGUGCUUUUAGUUGCACAGAAAUUUCAACGGUAGAUGAAUUUAUUUUUGUCAUCAACCUUUACCUUACACGACCAAAAUGUUGUGUGCUUUAGUGAAAAGCACGUGCGUUUGUUUAUAUUCGGUGUAGUGCAAUAGUGCGAGGAUGACGAAUCGGAAAGGAUUUUUAGCUCAACAAAAUACAUUUUUGGAUACCAUAGCAACCCGGUUCGACGGUACCCACAGUAACUUCGUGCUCGGUAACGCCCAGGCGACAGGCUGUCCAAUCGUCUACUGCUCGGACGGUUUCUGUGAACUAACCGGAUAUUCACGAGCGCACGUGAUGGGGAAGAGCUGUUCCUGUAAGUUUCUCCGCGGACCGAAGACGAAAGAAAGUGAAAAGGAGAAAAUUGACGAAGCACUAGAAAACAUCGAGGAAAUAAAAACGGAAAUUCUUCUAUAUCGGAAAGGAGGGUUGACGUUCUGGUGUCUACUGGAUAUUAUCCCAAUCAAGAAUGAGAAAAGCCAGAUCGUUUUGUUUUUGGUAUCCUACAAAGAUAUAAGUCGGGACCGAUCAUCAUCUACUGAUGUCCAGGAGAAGGAGAGUAGUGACGACGACAGUGACGAUGAGCUCGAUGAGAAUUUUCGGCCGCCGAAUGUGCGAUGUCGGGCAGACAUGCCGUCCAACUGCAACUAUCAGCGCAGGCGCAGUAGAGCAGUACUUUACCACCUGUCAGGACAAUUUGAGAAACAAAACAAAGCCAAAAGUAAACUCCAAAAGCUUAACAAGCUCACAGAAUCCAUUUCCGGUAAAAUGCCAGAAUACAAAGUACAGGAAGUGAAGAAAUCGCGCUAUGUGAUAUCGCAUUAUGGGAUAUUUAAGAUAGGCUGGGAUUGGUUGAUUCUGCUGUGUACCUUUUACACCGCUAUCAUGGUGCCCUACAAUGCGGCAUUUACACGCGAGAAUAAUUAUAGAAGUUCAAUUUACUCCGAUGUUGUUGUGGAAAUUCUCUUUAUUAUUGAUAUUGUGUUAAACUUCCGGACCUCCUUCGUUAGUAAGAGCGGUCAGAUCGUGUACGACGGCCGUAUGGUCGCUCUCAACUACAUCCGAGGCUGGUUCUUACUUGAUCUCCUUGCUGCCAUUCCAUUUGAUUUCUUGUAUACUAUUGAUGUUAACACAAAUACUCCAGUACAUUUGCUCAAGGUUGCCCGUCUGCUCCGACUUGCCCGACUACUCCAGAAGAUCGACAGGUACUCUCAGUACAGUGCCAUCGUCAUCGCUCUUCUCAUGCUUCUGUUCGCCCUCACCGCCCAUUGGCUGGCUUGUAUAUGGUACGCCAUCGGCUACCACGAGAUGCUCCACAGCCCUGCACACUGGACAACAGGCUGGUUGUUUGAAUUGAGUGAGCGACUUGAUAAUCCAAUCAAUGCUAACAAGACAAACAGACCCGGACUGAUGACGGCGUACGUGUCCGCCCUCUACUUCACGUGCAGCAGUUUGACCAGUGUAGGAUUCGGGAAUGUGUCCGCCAACACGAACGCCGAGAAAAUAUUUUCUGUGUGUGCCAUGCUUGUCGGUGCUAUGCUGCACGCCGUUGUAUUCGGUAACGUCACUGCCAUCAUUCAGCGGAUGUACGCACGUCGCGCCACCUACCAUUCCAGGACAAAGGAUCUGAAGGACUUUUUUCGCACCCAUCACAUCCCGAAACCUCUCAAACACCGAAUGCAGGAAUACUUCCAGACAAUGUGGUCCAUGAAUAAUGGCAUGGAAGCAGGGGAGAUUUUAAAAGAUUUUCCAGACGAGAUGAGGGGGGAGAUUUCCCUACAUCUACACAAGGAUUUACUUUCUCUCCCGAUAUUUGAGAACGCGACGCAGGGCUGUCUGAAGGCCAUCUCCCUCCACACACGUAGAGCAUUUUCCGCCCCAGGGGAAUUUAUCGUCCAUAAAGGCGACGCCAUCAACUACGUCUACUUGUUAUGUAGUGGGUCAAUGGAAGUUCUAAAGACGGAAAUGGUAGUGGCCAUCCUUGGGAAAGGUGAUUUAUUCGGGACUGACAUCAACCUCGAGGAUCCUGUUGGGAUAUCGUGUUGUGACGUCAGAUCUUUGACGUAUUGUGAACUUCAGGGAAUCAAUAUCAAGGGGUUAGCGGAAGUUUUAAACCUUUAUCCAGACUUCGCUGAAAAGUUUACUCAAGAUAUUCGCCAUGAUCUCACAUAUAACCUGAAGGAAGGGACAGAUGAGUCUGACGGUGAAUAUGAAGAGAAACUUCCAAUAACAAGAGUGAUGACGCUUCCUUCAAUCUCGGAGGAUGACGAAGAAACAGACAGUGAUCACGUGUUUCAGAGGGCAGAUAACUCUAGCAGUCCAAACUCGCAGAAAGAUGGCGGUAGGGAGUCCAGUCCCUCCUCACCUCUCCUUGCCGAUAAAUCCUUCACCUUCAAUAUCCCUAACGGGGACAUCGAGAGGCUCAACAGAGAACUGACAAGUCCCCUGUCAAUGAAGAGAGGUCCUUCUGUCACUAGCCCUAGUCCCGCCACGAAGAGGGGUUACAACACACAGUUCCGUCGAUCGUCCCUCAGGAAGCAGCGUAACCUAGCCACUGCGGCUGAAAAGGUAAAUGGCAUUGAAACCAUGUCAACUUCGUUACAAAACCUACAGACAGAUUUUGAGGGAACACGAACGAAUAUAUUCCAGAUAGAAAAGAAAGUGGAUACUAUAGGAAGUGAACUAACUCACAUGGACGAAAGAUUAAAAUCUUUAAUCGAAAUACUCACUCCGAAUCCAAGUGUUCAUUCGGAAUCCCCUCCAAAUACACCUUUUACACCUUACACUAAGCCCCAAUUUUCUUUUGGAUCUCCAACAUCUGAAGAUAAUGUGAUAAAUAUGCCCAGCCAACAGAAGGGGUGUAAAUUAGAUGUGCCUUGCUCUUCCAAAAAGAGGAUUAACCCUCAAGGAUCAAAGCCUAGAGCUUCACUGUUUCCUAAAAUUCAUUUAGACAACAUUCCUUCCAUUAACAAUGAUGACUGGCGUUAUAAAGCCAACAAAAGUUGUGAUAAUAUUUACCUUAAUAACAAUGACCACCAAAUUCUGGAGCGUCGCCAUAGUGACGGUCCGCCAGAUCGUAGAUUACAGACAGAACUCAACGGAAGUGUCUGUGUUCCUCCAGAAAAACUUCCGGCCCAUGUUUUUGGUCAAUUGGAGACGCACUCGGUUCGUCCAAAUUGUUCUCCUGAUGUCCAUCCGUCACGUCUGGGUUAUUCCCAUAGUCCACCGCAGGCACAUCCGGGUCGUUUAAAUAGUCCUGCAGAAACACACCCAGGUGAUUCGGUUGGUCAACCUCCAUCGCUUGGCUCACUUGACUUCGUAUGUGAUAUAGACACCAGGAAGUUACAGCGCGCGAACUCGGUCGAGUGUAGAUACAAAGGUCCUUCUGGGGGAACACAAACAGUCCACACAAUUAGCACCGGGGAUUGCAGCAAACCGUCUAAGACAGUCCGGAGAAUACCGCGGAGUAUAGUGCUACAAGGUCAACAUCUUCCCAGUGCUAAAAAUAUCCUAGAAACUACUGAUUUGUAGUUAUAAUAUUUCAAACAUUUGCUGAAAUAGCGGUCGCUAUUCAAUAUUACCUAAUAAGAGACAAACUUUUCAUUAUCAUCUUCCACACUUUUGCUUUACACAGGGUAAACGUUAUGGCACUGCAAGUUUCAUCUAAGAGCCGUUGAAAUAGGUUUGUUUUUCAACAAUGAACGUAGUAAUUAAUGAACACAUUUAAAGCAACAUUGCAAUAAAUGUUUUCACAAUCGGGAUGACGCAAUCAAAAAUAUAUUCUAAUAUAUAAAUCGUAUCUAAUAUUUUUUGAAUGGUUGUUACCGUUGUCAAAUCCUAUUGAGCAUUUUUGAUCAGUUUUCAUCUGAAAUACAUCAAGAUAUAAAUUUCAGGAACUUUUGAAAUGAAAAAGAAGAACUAAAAAGCAGUAUUACUGAAUUUAAAAAAAGGAAAUAUAAAAUAAAACAUUGUCGUCAAAUAAAUAUUUAUUGAAUAAAGAUUGGAAAGUCACAACCAACGAAAAUAAUGUUUUUGUAAAAAAACUAUUUUGAAUAUACUCUUGUACACAAGUUAAUUACAAAAUCAGGGUCCAGUAAUAUAUACUGUUAUCUAUUGGAAAUUACCUUAAUACAAGUCUAUUUCCACAGUGUCCCCUAACGCUCUCUACACUACAAACUCGAACGCCCUGUAAGAUAAAUUAAUGAAAACAUUAGAACAUUAUCAGGAAAACUUGUUAAAACUGUUUUUGAGAAGUACAGUUGUCAACCGAUAUUAUUUAAUACAUACACAUGAAAGAUACUAAGUUAUUUUGUUAUCAGAAUAUUACACAAUUUGGAAUACUACCGAUAUAUUUGUUAUUAAUUAUAUAAGAGAAAACGGACUUGCUGCUGCUGCACCAUAAUAUGGAAACAUGCUGAAAUAUUUAUAAAUAUUUCUAACUAGAGUUUUAGGGAAAGAUUGAUUCCCGUUUGUACUUGCCUGCAAUGCUUAAAUAUGUUUCGUGUCACAUCUUCAUUGUACAAAACUUAUCAAACUACAAUUUUAACGACAAACUAAGAAAGUCGACCAUUUGUUUUUAAUAGUUUUUCUGGUAUUUUUGAGGAAAUUCAUUUCUUCGAAAAAUAACACAAUUACAUCCACCAGAAAAAACUUGAUUUUCACAUAUACUGUAUACCAUCUUUUUUUAUGCACAUAUGAAUACAAUUUUCUGACAUUGCUGUUAAGAGAAUGUUGAUUAAUACCAAAUGCUUAUUCAUUAGACAAGAGAAGAAUGUUAAGUCUUUUUUAUACGUAAUGUUUUAAAUUAAGAUGCCUCAUUUAAAUGUACGUAUACCAUAAUGACCAGGCGAUAACAACAACAACACAGUUUUGUCUUUUCAAUAUUGUACAACAAUGGAGCCAUUAAUUCGAAAAGGAACUAAUUUGUAUUUACCAGUUUCAGGAUUGCUCUACUUUAUAAAUUCAAAAUGUAGUAUUUUAUCAUCUUUGUAUCAUGCAUAUGUCACUACCAUUUCCAGAAAACUUAGAAACGUCAACACUUUAUUUGUAUCUUAUUCUGCCAGUUUGUCGUGUUCGGCAGAAAUCAUUUGUUAUCGAAAAAACCGUUAUUAUAUCCCAAAGUUUGAUGAUAAAUGCAUGUUACAAAGUUUACAAACGCAUUAUCUCAACAGACUUUUUUUUAAUUAUAUAAUCGUGUCUACAAUUGCCUACCAAGCUAUCAAAGACAAGAUUUGCCAAUUUGGUAUAGUACGAGAGGGUGACAUUGUGUAGAGUUUUACUGUGCAACGAUUGGGCAUGCUUUAGCUUUCCUGUGUUCCUUGGAAGCAGUUGGUAUGGUAUAGUAACCCAUCAACUUCUGACAUUUAACCAUGUAUCAACACUAACGAUUACGAAACAUAAACUUGUGUCGAUACCACUUUCUUAUUUGAAAGAAGUAACGGUAUGGUAUUUCAUAUGUAAAACCGUCUUCAAUGAUGUAAAAUUAUCAAAAAUGGGAAGUGGUCGCUGUCUGCAAAUUAAAAUACUUUGAAGCAUAAAAAUGAUUUCACUCAAGAUGUAGAAAAGAAAAAAAAAAAGAUUUUAACGUUUUGCUAUUGGUUAUUCAGAUUUAAUUUACUUUUUUAUUGCAACAUUAGCCCCUAACAUUGGUCUGAUUAAAUUAAGCCAUUCAAUGAAAUAUAUAAAUGCAAAAUUUGUUUUGAACACAAAUUUGGAUUGAACACUUAUUUUGUAAGAAAACAGAUGUGUUUGAAAGUUCGUAAAAUAAGUUUUCAAUUCCUGUUUGAGUUGAAAACGAACUUAGCAUUCAAACGAAGAGUUUAAUAUCGGUUGGCGACUGUUGUAGGAUGAAGCCUUGAUACUUAUGUAUGUUUAUGUUUGAAAUCAAUAAAUUGCUCAUUAAGGAAAAUAAUGCCAGAUGUACAAAGCUUAUAGUUUGUAUAAUAAAUUAGUUUAUGAAGAGAUAUGAAACUUCAGUACAUGAACUGAAUAUUGCACUGUAAUUGUGUGUAGGUAAAAAAGAAUGUAUAGACAAAUAUUUUGGAUGUCAUUUAUCAAGACCAAGACUAAACGGAAAGUGUGAUAUUUUUUUGUGUCAUAAUUUUUUCCAUUUACACGGAACUGUUGUUUUCGUCAUAUAAAAUCAUAAUACAUAUGAGAAUCAGUACCGUAUUAUAGCCACUGAACUAUGAAGCUUUUAGGCUGUAACGGCCAAGUUUAAUGAGAUUCUGCAGCAUAUUGCUAAGUUCGCUGAGGAGACUGUGUGAUAGCUACAACUAUUAUUGUGUGGUGGGAUGGAAGCUUUGUUCGUGUUACAAUGUACCAAGUCCUUGUAACACACAAGUCCAUACCAUUAAAUUUGUUAAUUGAUCCAUUUGGCUAUGAUAUAUUGUCUCUCUUUUGUUACAAUUGUUAAUACAUUAAAAAACAU